Molecule: messenger RNA, 387 nt
Organism: Lolium perenne
Lineage: Eukaryota; Viridiplantae; Streptophyta; Magnoliopsida; Poales; Poaceae
Source: RefSeq, a predicted model, not a curated record
AUGGAGAAACCGGCACCCGUCGCGUACACGAGCCCCGCGCGGAUGUGUCGUAGCCGCGGCGAGGACCGGGCCGGCGCCAGCAGCGCGGCGCCGCUGCUCCAUCCUGGAGCCGCCGCCACAAGCCGCCGCCCGCGACCCGCCCGGAGCCACCGUGCACGCCGCCACGCCCGCGCCCUCGCCGGAGCCGCCGCCGCAAGCCGCCUCACCCGCGACCCGCCCGGAGCCACCGCGCACGCCGCCUCGCCCCUCGCUCGCGCGCCCCGCCCGGAGCCGCCGCAGCACGCCGCCUCGCCCUCGCUCGCGCGCCCCGCCCGGAGCCGCCGCGCACACCGCGCACGCCGCCUCGAGCGCGCAGGGAACCACCGGAUCUCGAGAGGCGCGCGGUGA